ACUCUAUGUAGAAAUUGAGGAGAUGUCUUCAGAAGAGGCCAUGAGUGUAGUGGGGAGUGAGGUGAUGCCCCUGGAUUACGGGAGCAUGGACUCGAAGAGCAGUCCGUCUCCAACUAGUUCGGAGAGGACAGUGGAGUAUAUAAGGGGGCGAAGGGUAGUAGAGUUAGGUAGUGGGGAUAGUCUGAGGGGCCUCGUGAGUAACUGUAACCUUCCUCACCACGUCUUACUUAGGCCUGCCGGGGUGAAUGAGAGGGCAUGGUCAGCACCCCGAGACCAUUGGAUGCCCCUCUACGUCCAUUAUUUGAUGGCAGGGCUUAGAGUUCGGGAGGUGGGCGUCCCGACAGUAAACAUGUUUAAACAUUUUUUUAUAAUUAAGGCUGGGGGUAAGGGGGAGAAGGGGUGGUACUACUUCGGUCCUCGGUCGUCCAACAAAGAUAAUAGGAAUUUAUUCACUGCUGGACCGUCAUCCAUCAAAGGAUGGAAAGAAAAAUUCUUCUUUGUGGAUGACAUCGAAUGGAGCAGGAGGGAUGCCGAAGUGAAACAGUUGUCUGCUUGGAAAGCAAAGAAAACCAAGCAGAACAACUAUAAGUUGAACAAGGAUGAGGUGGAGGAGGUGGAGAAGCUGGUGAGGGAAGAUGGAGACGUAGUGGAUAUCUUGUACCUCACCAGUCCUAAGGCAAUAGAAGCUGUUGAGCUCUAUGGGCCAAGCUCAUUGAGCGAAGCUGAGAUGGACGAAUAUAUCAAUGCUGUUGGAGGGCUGCGCAUCCCCAAGAAGCCAAGGAAGAAGUCAAAGACUUCGACUGCGGCAGACAAAGGGGCGGUAGAGAAAGAGCGCCUGCCCAGCGCUUCUGUUCGAGUGCUGGAGAUACAGCAGAGACCAGAGCCUGCAAGGGGGAAUAGUGAGGAUGUGAGUGAGGAGGUGGCACCACUCCAGAGGAAGAAGAGGAAGGUGGCUGAACCAAAGGUGAGGGGGGAUGAGGUGGCUGAGUUCGUACCUCGCCCCUCUGCUCCUGAAAUCAACCCUGAGGUCAGGGAAAGGGAAGGGGCUGAGGUGCGAGGCCCUGGCAGGGGCAAGGAGCUCAUCCCUCCUCAUUUGUACGAGAAGAGCUUGUUUGAGGCGGCAAACACGACUGGGGCGAAGCACUUCCUCAACUGUAUUCUCCUUGAGGUGGAUAGGAGGCGGGCGAGGGAUGAGGCGGUGAGUCGGCUAGGAGCUACUGUGGUGAGGCAUGCCCUGGAGAGUGUAAGCUGGACAAACGCUCUAGCGCAGGAGUACGCGGAGAGUGUGAGAGAUCGUGCCAGCUUGCAGAGGCAGUGCGAGCAGCUGCAGAAGGAGAGGGAGGAGCUGCAAAUGGAGAAGGAGGAGUGGCAGAAAGAAAGGAAAGAGAUGCAGAGGAGGCUGGAUGAGGUUCUUCCUUCAAUUACCGGACUCCAGAACGACAAUGAUGUCCUGAGCAUGAAACUCGUUCUUGAAGAACACAAGAGGAAGAUCUGCGAAGACAAGCUCGAGGCUCAGGAUAAAUAUAUUGAGAACAUGAAGAAAGGAGCAGCGGAGCUGAAGAAGAAUGUGAACC
Rubroshorea leprosula is the source of this 1574-nucleotide messenger RNA. The record is from the annotation of a GenBank genome assembly. Lineage: Eukaryota; Viridiplantae; Streptophyta; Magnoliopsida; Malvales; Dipterocarpaceae.